Molecule: messenger RNA, 368 nt
Organism: Drosophila takahashii
Lineage: Eukaryota; Metazoa; Arthropoda; Insecta; Diptera; Drosophilidae
Source: RefSeq, a predicted model, not a curated record
GUUUUGACAAGUGUUAGACGUAAGUCAUGGAGCUGCUACUAAAAGACUUGGGAGGAGAAGCCUUUAUUAAUAUUUUUAAUGAACGGCAUUUCAACCUUGAAACCUUAAAACACUUAAAAUGGGAUCAGCUGCGUGGUGAAAUUCCAGUAGAAUUGGUAGGGCCAGCAGUCGAGUUUUUUCAAAGACUAGAGCUAUGGCAAAAAAACGAUCAGGAUAACAGUAUUGAGUCCGUAUUUGGUGUUUCAUUGAGCAAUAUUCUGGCAAACAGCAAGAAGGGAAAGCUUAUAAUAAAUAGCUAUGAAGAAACAAAAUCCCUCAAUACCAGGACGCGAAGGGAGCUGAGCUGUUCCAUCGUAGAGAACUCUUAG